Molecule: messenger RNA, 2650 nt
Organism: Clarias gariepinus (North African catfish)
Lineage: Eukaryota; Metazoa; Chordata; Actinopteri; Siluriformes; Clariidae
Gene: gpr180
Product: G protein-coupled receptor 180
Exons: 9
Coding region: 64-1356 (430 amino acids)
Biological process (GO): G protein-coupled receptor signaling pathway; response to pheromone
Source: RefSeq, a predicted model, not a curated record
GGAAGCCGUGAUCUUCAUUCAUUGCGGAAAAUUGAUCAUUUUAUAAGGGAAAGUGAUGACACGAUGUAUUGGUUUACAGUUAUUCUGAUCGCUUUUGUGCACACUUACUAUCCUGCUGAUGGGAAAACUGUAUCGGGAGUGUUUCAAAGCCACACAGCGAGGGAAAACAAUGGGCAAUACAUUGCAAAAUUUCUCUACCACGGGGAGAAUGGGCUGAUUUCCUACCGUUUGGAGAACGUGCCCUUGCUGGUGCAUAAAGAGGCCAGGCUUCUGCUGUUUCAGGGCAUCGAGAGCUUUGAAAACCUGAGCUGUCUUGACAGAGUGUCAGGGGCCCAGCUUAAAAUAUCCCUGAGUGCAGAAGAACACAAUCAGACCAUACCCCGACAGGCCAGACCCCAGGCCUGGCAUGUGAUGUAUGCAGACCGUUACACCUGCCAGGAGGAGGAACUCGAUGCUGUGCUGGAGGAUGUGGGCUUCCAGCUUAUCAUGCUCAACCCAGACUCUGCAGGAAACCCAACAGACCACUUCAGUGCUGAGGAGGCUGGUUUGCACAGCUUUUUCUUCUUGCUGAUUUUGGCCUAUUUUGUGGCCUCCUGUAUCUACAUGCAGCCCCUGUGGCAGGCUGUAUAUAAGGCAGGGCCCAUGCACACAGUGCUGAAGGUCCUGUCCACAGCUCUGUUCCUGCAGUGUUUAUCCGUGCUCUUGAACUACAUCCACAUGGCCAAGUAUGCCAGGAAUGGAGUGGGAGCACCUAUAAUGGGCAACCUAGCAGAGUUCUGUGACAUGGUGGCUCAAAUGCAGAUGGUAUACAUGCUGCUGAGUCUGUGUAUGGGAUGGACGCUGAGCCGAGGAAGGAAAUCCCAGAGUAAACCCCUGCAGUGGGACUCCUCUCCUGCAUCCACCGCUCUUGCUCUUGGAGGAGUUGUUACACAGGGAGCACUGCUGAUCUGGGAGCAGUUUGAGGACACCGACCAUCACAGUUAUCAUGGUCAACAAAGUGUACCUGGGUUACUGCUGAUGGUGCUGCGUGUUUCUCUCACGCUGAUACUUGCGUCACUCUUGUACCAGAUUAUCUCUGCAGAGCGGAGCACAAUAAAAAGGGACUUCUAUCUCAGCUUUGCCAAGGGCUGUUUCCUAUGGUUUCUGUGUCACCCAGUCCUGGUUCUUCUAUCCUUCCUAUUCAGUGAGCAUCAAAAGGAAAAGGUCAUAACGAUUGGUGUGAUUCUGUGCCAGUCCAUCUCCGUGGUGAUCUUGUAUAAAGUAUUUCUCUCUCGAAGUCUUUACUGGGAAGUGUCAUCGCUUUCCUCUGUGACACUUCCACUAACGAUGUCCAGAAGUCCACGGGGACAAUACUGAAGAUCGAUAUUGAUACUACACUGUUAACCCCUAUUUAUGAAGAGCACAGAGCCACUCCAGAAGAAGCAGUUUGUUGUCAAAAGACGUCAAAACAUGUUACCAUGUGUACAGAUUAAUGUAAACAUGUGCAUUAUAUUAUAUGCAAUGUUGUAAGGCAGGGAUAAGAUGCAACUGCUGGACCCUUCUGAUAAAUAAUCACCUGUACAAUGUAUUGAGCUGGACAUGCAGGACUGAGUUUAAAUUGUUUCGGCUAUAUAAGCAUCCACAUACAUUAAAAAAGAUUAUUGUAGAUAAGCAUGUAAAAGAUAUCUGGAAAGGUCAUAUUUUUGGUAAUUCCAUACUGAUGAUAAGAAAUUCUAUUUUUAUCUGUGGUUUGAAGGUCUGCCUGUUAAAAACGGCAAACUGAUGAGGAAUUAAAUAUUAGCACAUCUGUUAUCAGAGAUAUCUUUCUGGCAUAGAUAUGCUCCACAUACUUAAUAACAGAAAAUAGUUAUGAUGACUGAUUAGUUUCAUCCUAUUCUGAAACACUUUUAUGUUUACUGAUGGGAGUGGUCUCCUGCUAUGAAGACACUAUCUCCUUCGUGGUCACCAUAUCUUCACUCAGUUAAAGAGCUUGAGUUGAUUUUGUAGUGACAUUUUAGUCUGCAGUCUCUACCACUAUUAUCGAAACACCAACUAAGGUAUGGAAGAAUGGUGUUUAACACAAGAGACGUGUAAUAAUCCAGAUGCAGAAGCACUAAAGCUGUUUUAAAUGCAAUGUGGUGGGCCAAAAACUUACUAAGACACUUUCAUAUUUUUUCCUUUUUUUGUAUAGUUUUCAUUUUCUACAUGUCAUCUAAACAUAUUUGUUUUAUUGUUUUAGCUGGAACAUGUUUUUGGUGGCAAAGUGGCCCCUAGGUGUCGGUGAGUGUGUGUGCGCAGUGCUCUGCAAACCCAUCCCAUUUAGAGUUAAAUCAAUCCACGAUGAACGAUCUUUCAUAUGAAUCAUUGCAACAAUAAUUAACAAUAAAUUUUGGGUGUGUUUAUUGAAAAAAAGCCAUGAAUAUUCUUGACUCUGUAGAGCAAUGGGGUACAUAUGGAUUUGCACACAGAAAUAAUGCAGACACAAUGUUUAUUUUUAAACUAAACUUAAAUAUACUGUAAUGCCAAUGUUUGUUGUAUAAAUGACUAAAUAGAUUUAAACUUUUAUGUGGUUUGAUAUUCAUUUUCACAAGUGCCUGAAAUGACAAUCACUUUGCCAGUGAAAAAGUCUAAUGUUUAUUGCUCUGAUAAUAAUAAAUAAAAACUGAGCAAA